This is a messenger RNA of Salvelinus fontinalis (brook trout), 4603 nucleotides long. RefSeq names its product tubulointerstitial nephritis antigen-like. Gene Ontology annotation, molecular function: cysteine-type peptidase activity; peptidase inhibitor activity. The coding region runs from base 231 to 1658 and encodes 475 amino acids. The transcript has 12 exons. Gene Ontology annotation, cellular component: lysosome. NCBI's taxonomy places the organism in Eukaryota, Metazoa, Chordata, Actinopteri, Salmoniformes, Salmonidae. Gene Ontology annotation, biological process: proteolysis. The record is from RefSeq and is a predicted model, not a curated record.
GAACUCCGUGGCUCAGGCUGACUAUGUAGUGCCAUUGUGAAAGAAGAGCGAGAGAGUGAGUGAGAGAAAGAGGGCACAGACUUUCUCUACCUGGUGAAUGAGUUACUGAGAGGAGAGAGCAGCAGGAAAGAAUAUCAGCUUUCACAGGGCUGUGUUUUCCAUUGGAUUACAAACAACAAGAGGGAGAGAUAUUUCCCAGAACACACGUAGAAGCUUCUGUCAGGGUGAUAAUGAAGCUUCUAGCAUCAUUAGCAGUGGUGCUCCUCCUGGUGGCGGUGGAGAGCAUGGCGGCAAGAGGCACAUCCAGGAGGACGAAGAGGGAGCUGAUGAGCCCGCUGCACAUGGAGGGCAUCAGGGACCCGUUUGGGUCGUACUGCGAGCAGCGGGGUGGCUGCUGCCCGGGUCGUGAGGAUCAGUGCACGGUGCCCUACCUGGACACCAUCUGUUACUGUGACCUGUUCUGUAACCGCACCGUCUCCGACUGCUGCCCCGACUUCUGGGGCCACUGUCUGGGCAUCUCACCCCCUUUCAUUGGCACCUGUGAAAGAAACGGACACAAAUUCCUCUCAGGACAGACAUACAAAGAGAACUGCAACUUAUGCACGUGUGGAACAACUGGGCGUUGGGAGUGUGAGCAGCAUGCCUGUCUGAUAGAGAAUGAUAUGAUCCAGGCUGUCAACAGAGGAAACUUUGGCUGGCGGGCAGCAAACUACAGCCAGUUCUAUGGCAUGUCUCUGGACGAGGGCCUGAGGUAUCGCCUGGGGACACAGAGGCCCUCCAGGACCAUCAUGAGCAUGAACGAGAUGCAGGUGAAUAUGGAUACUCAGAAUGACCGUCUGCCUCAGUACUUCAACGCAGCAGAGAAGUGGCCUGGAAAGAUCCAUGAACCCCUGGACCAGGGCAACUGUGCUGCGUCCUGGGCCUUCUCUACUGCAGCGGUGGCAUCGGAUCGAAUCUCCAUCCAGUCGAUGGGUCACAUGACCCCUCAGCUGUCGCCCCAGAACCUAAUUUCCUGUGACACGCGCAACCAAGGGGGCUGUGCUGGAGGACGUAUCGACGGAGCCUGGUGGUACCUGAGACGCAGAGGUGUGGUGACAAAGGAGUGCUACCCGUUCUCUGCUCCCCAGCAUACGCCAGCGGAGGUGGGCCGCUGUAUGAUGCAGAGUCGCUCUGUGGGCAGAGGGAAGAGACAGGCUACUGCACGCUGCCCCAGCACACACACCUACCACAAUGAUAUCUACCAGUCUACACCUCCCUACAGGCUCUCAUCAAACGAGAAGGAGAUCAUGAAGGAGAUUAUGGAUAACGGCCCAGUGCAAGCCAUCCUGGAGGUCCAUGAGGACUUCUUCGUCUAUAAGAGUGGGAUCUAUAAACACACAGACGUCAGCUUCACCAAACCGCCACUCUACCGCAAACACAACACACACUCCGUCAGGAUCACAGGGUGGGGAGAAGAGAGGAACUAUGAUGGGACAACUAAGAAGUACUGGAUUGCUGCCAACUCGUGGGGGAAGAACUGGGGGGAGAACGGCUACUUCCGCAUCGCUCGCGGAGAGAAUGAGUGUGAGAUCGAGGCGUUCGUGAUCGGCGUGUGGGGUAGGGUCACCAUGGAAGACAUGCAAAGCCACCAUCACCACCAACAUCGCCGACGCAAGUAGAGACAGGCACUCCAGGAACUCAGCAUCCCCAGAGCCCCUACCCUUCACCCCGUACCCACUUCCCCUUCCUACCCUGGGGGAGCAACUCAACCAGCCCCAGACCCCCUACCCUUCACCCCGUACCCACUUCCCCUUCCUACCCUGGGGGAGCAACUCAACCAGCCCCAGACCCCCUACCCUUCACCCCGUACCCACUUCCCCUUCCUACCCUAUGGGAGCAACUCAACCAGCCCCAGACCCCCUACCCUUCACCCCGUACCCACUUCCCCUCAGUAGCCCCUACCCUUCACCCUGUACCCACUUCCCCUUCCUACCCUCGGGGUGCAACUCAACCAGCCCCGUACUAAACUCUGGGGGAGCAACACAACCAGAACCCCAGAGUUCACACUCUGACCCUUGGAGGAACCAACUACCCCAAGAACCACUUCUCUUACCCCUUACACCAAUAUCCCCUUACCCAACACUGGAGGUAUUGGGUAAGGCCACCCCCAAGUUAACUCAAGGUUUAUGGCAUCAAAACAAGCUCACAGGCUUAGAGGGGCUCCUACAGCCUCCCCGGCUUCAGGACACAGCAAUAAUCUCCUCAGGACUCACUAUCCCAAAGACCACACUUCCCAGACUCCUUGGCUUUGGCCUGGGAUCGACUGUUUACUUCCUGCUUCUGUUCAGAAGUCUUCAUUUCCACUGUUGUGAUGAUGAAAGGACUGGCUUGAUCUCAACUCUCUUUCUCUGUCUUUCGCUCUCUCUCUCUGGAAGCCAAACACUUACGGACGGAUUGGGAUAGUGAGAACCAGAGAGAUAGAAUGUUAGAUGACACAAGCACCAGAGAGAAACUAACAAUCCACUUGUGUUACAGUUUAGUUAGUGUUAUCACUGAGGACCUAACUCUUAAUCAUGCUAGCUAUAUCAUUGAUUAAUGUAUUCCUAUUACUGUCAGCAGAUCUGCAGUUGCAGUAGCCACGCAUCUCUCUACACAUUCCAAAAAAGCUGCAUUUUACACUGGAAAGAGUCCUGGUCUAAGGCUUGGUGGUAGGUGGGAUUGAGUUUAGUGAACUGUCCUUUUGACCAAUAAUUUAUUUCCCCUCAUUUACCAAAAAACGAUGUUUUCUUUUUAGUACAAUCCUGUACUAUGCUAAGUGCAUAGUACAGGAUGGAGUCUCUGCAAGCUCUGGAAAUGUUCAGUACCACAUAACCUGUCUGGUUAUGGAAGAGAUGGUGUCAAUCUUCCAAUGAUAUCAAAUCAACUUCAGUCUCAUGACCAUGACAGCUCUUGACUGAAUCCAACUGCUUGAACAUAACCUUUCUGUAAGAAUAAUUUUAGUGGGUCAACCAUUUAAAAAUAUCCCUUAAUAGACAGUAUACACUCUUAGAAGUAAUAGAGCCUGGAAGAACCUUUAGAACCAAAGAACCAAUUCUAAAAAUUAUUCGAGGAACCCCUGUGGAAAGGUUUAAAUCUGAACCUUUUUGUGAUGAGUGAGGUUCAAUUUUGAACCUUUUUAAUAAUAUAUUGUAGAGGUGGCAGCCUAUCAGAAGAUUGGAGGUGUAUCUUAUUGGAGGUGUGGCUUUCAGAUAGUUAUUUUUGGCCACCCAUGACAGUAAAUGUCAUUCUUGUUCAUCAUGUAAAGUUUCAUCAUGUUUCAAAUGUCAAUUUUCCUUGAAUAUUUAUGCAUAUUACAUAUUCUAAUAUAAUAUUAAUAAUAUUAACAUUGCUGAUGACAUAAGGUCCAAAAUUGGGAUUUGCAUAGGCUCUUGAGGAACUCAUACACCUCUGUAAGCCUCAUUGAAGCUACAGAACUGUCAUUGUUCAACCUUAACAUGUGAUGAAAAUACAACAGAAAAUCUGAAAGCCACACCCCUACCAAGCCACACCUCCAGUCCAGGGUUCCUACAGGAACACUUUGCUACAUUGAAACAUGAAAGGUUCCUCCAAGAACCCCUCAACUAACCUAAGGUGCAAAUAUUGAGGAACUCCAGGGGUUCAUUGACUACCUCCAGUGUUCCUCGAGUCACCACUAAUUCUAAGAGUGUACAGUACAUUUGAAAGCAGAGAUGAAGCAAGCAAGGAGCUUUAAAAAAACACUUUCCGUUUAUUAAUCAGCUGGUUGACAAAAACAUAUCUUGGAAAAAAUGAGGCAUUGAUUGAAAUAUCUGAGUUGUCAUUUCUUUGAAGAAGGUAAAAUGGCCACCACCAUGUCAUUUUCAGAUGUUGCUUCAACAUGGAAUCGUCUUGGUUGAUCAAAUACCUUAAAGAAAUAAGCGCUGUUUUUGACCUCUGGUUGAAAGUAUCCAAAGUAUGUGUAUUAUAAUCUUCAUCUGUUUCAUUCCGCGUACACUGUGUUACUAUAAUGCUGAAAGUAUUGUUGUAUUUUACUCCUAUUUUCUUACUUGCUUUGAGAGAUGUGGUUGUCUCACACACUCACUCCUCUCCCCUGACCAGCUGCUUUGAGAGUGCUUGCGUGGUGCACUUACUCCUUCUGAAGGUGAACGCACACAAAGUGCCUGACUCUAGGGAGAGGAGGAGGUCGGACUCAGCUGCCAAAGUCUGUUCAAUGCUCUUUCAUUAUAGCCUAAAUCUCACAGACGCAACAUGCCACUAACACUUCAGUAUUCAGCAUUAGGCAUGUAGGCCUACAACAGACUAAUUGUGACAUUUCAAAGGUUGUGCAUUUCCAAAGAAGUGUUAGGUAGGUAGCUCAAGCCUCAACUGAAGCCAGUAAUCACACAGGUUCUGAUAUACUGAUAUAACUUGAUAUAACUGCCUUAUGUAAUGUUGCCCUAGGUGCUCUUUUUAUACUGUCUCCAAUUCAGAUAUAUUAUUUCUGUGCCUAUCAUGAGGUUUAAUGUCUAAGUUUCCAGAGGUGGCAACUGUCCUUUUAGAGACCACAUCAUGUAUCAGUUCACACUGUGCAGUCUCACUUCACAAUAAACUGCUUGGCUUCCCAGAA